ACAAGCGGAGUUAGUGUGUAGUGUUAUAUCGUCUUUUCUAAAGCCUCCCUAACGCACUUACAUUGCAUAUUUUACCUCACAUCGAGUAAAAUCUCUGUAGAGAGUUCUAGGGUGUGCUUUGGAAAGCAGGGUCAGCACAGCAAGUUCCAUAACAGCACUGGUGAGGCGCAACUGUACACACAGAUAUCUCGCCGGAACGCAACAAGGCACGAGCGAUGAAGGACUCCUUCGAAUUAAAGACAAACGCGGAGCUGGGAACAGAUAACCCAGGCUUUGUGAUUGAUAACGACUUCAGCCAUCGUAAUCCAGAAGAAAAAGUAAAAAGUCACGAUAAGCCUGCGGCCAAAAGUAUUUCCAGCGACAAUGAUGCAGAGCAGGAGGAAGGCCCGGACAGGCAGCAGUGGUCCAAUGGGGUCGAGUUCCUCAUGUCCUGCAUCGCCAUGUCUGUCGGCCUGGGAAACAUCUGGAGGUUCCCCUUCACUGCGUUCGAGAACGGCGGUGGCGCCUUCCUCAUCCCCUACAUCAUCGUGCUGUUCGUUAUCGGCAAGCCCAUGUACUACAUGGAGAUGGCCAUGGGGCAGUUCUCCAGCUAUGGUCCCAUCAAGGUGUGGAACAUCAACCCGCUUUUCAAAGGUAUCGGCUACGGACAGAUGUUCGCUACAGCCUGCACACUGACGUACUAUUGCAGUCUCAUGGCUCUUACUAGCUUCUACUUCGUGAUGUCGUUCAGCGCAGAGCUGCCCUGGGCUCGCUGCAAGCCGGAGUGGCAACCCAACUGCUUCGACUCUGUCAAAACUGAGAACUCUACCUUCAACUUCUCAGCUUCUCUACAGAGUUCAUCGGAGCUCUACUUCGUACGGCACGUGCUGCGGGAGGUGGACUCCAUCCGGGACGGCCUGGGCGCGCCCGACUGGCGCCUCGCCCUCUGCCUGCUCUUCUCGUGGCUGUGCGUGUUUGGCGUGGUCAUCCGCGGCGUGAAGAGCUCGGGCAAGGCCGCCUACUUCCUGGCGCUCUUCCCCUACGUCAUCAUGACCGCGCUGCUCAUCAAGGGCUGCACGCUGGAGGGCGCCGGCAGGGGCGUGCUCUUCUUCAUCACGCCUCAGUGGGAGCAGCUGCUCAACCCCAGGGUGUGGUACGCAGCUGUAACGCAAGCAUUCUUCUCCUUGAAUGUUGGUUUCGGAUCAUUGAUUAUGUACUCAUCGUACAACAACUUCAAAGAAAACAUACACAGGGAUGCGCUGAUAGUCACCACGCUGGACACGUUCACGAGCCUGAUGGCCGGCUGCACCAUAUUCGCCAUCCUGGGCAACCUGGCGCACGAGAUGGGCAUCGACGACAUCCGGCAGGUGGUGCGAGGCGGCACGGGGCUGGCCUUCAUCUCCUACCCGGACGCCAUCGCCAAGUUCCCCGCAGUGCCGCAGUUGUUCGCGGUGCUGUUCUUCCUGAUGCUCUUCGUGCUGGGUGUCGGCAGUGCCGUGGCCCUCGCAAGCUCUGUCAUCACCAUAGUGUGCGACCAGUUCCCGCAUUUCCGCUACUGGCUCGUCGUGUGCUCAGUCUGCACUGGUGGCUUCCUCAUCGGCCUGGUCUACGUCACGCCGGGCGGACAGUACAUCCUGAACCUGGUCGAUUUUUAUGCCGUAACAUUUGUGGUGUUCGUGCUAGCCGCUUUUGAGAUGAUUGGCGUUCAUUGGAUAUAUGGUUUGAACAACUUCUGUCAUGACCUUGAAUUCAUGCAAGGCCACCCUGUGGGCGUAUACUGGAGACUAUGCUGGGGUCUCAUUACUCCCGUGAUCUUGUUUGUUGUGCUGGUAUACUUCAUAGCUACCAUGGAGCCGCUAACUUACACCAACGGGUACAUAUACCCAGACUCCGCCUAUGCUGCUGGAUGGGUGUUACUGGGGUUUGGGGUGCUCCAAUUUCCUCUAUGGUUAACAAUCCGACUCAUCAAAAAGAGGCAUAUUGGAUUCCCUAAGGUGGUGGUCCAGGCAGCCCGGGCCACGGAGCGGUGGUGCCCCAAGAUUGCUUCCCACCGCAGGGAGUGGCUGGCGUUCAGAGCUGACAAGAAAACAGAAGCCAGCUCCAUCGCGGAAGUGGAAACAGUGCUGCAGAAGCUGUUGCGGAAAUUCCUUGGAAUAGUGACGAUUCGCGCGCGGACCCAUCAUGAGCACUAAUAAAGAUGCAAAUAUAAAUGAGUUGGUUACUACAAGUACCAGUAAACAGAAUAUUUGGACUUCAUGUUACGCUUACCAGAGACCCAAAAACACUUUUCAAAUUUCAAACAAGUUAAUUCGGUUGUUUUUUUUGUUUUUUUUUUUGGAGUUCAAAACUUGUUAUUUUUUAUUGAAUAAGUGAAACAAAUUUAACACAAAUGUUUUGUCUCUAAAAAAAUGAUAUUUCUUGCAGUCAGGUACCUACUUUAAACUUCAAAUUUAAAAAUAAACAUUUGAAAAGCUGAAAUAAGUGUUACAAACUUAUUAGACUAUGCACAUGAAUCAUGAACUAAAAUUUUUUUUUUCAGUUUUAUGUAAGUUGCCAUUUACUGCAAUGAGGUCAAACUCUGUAGAUUUUAUAGUUCUGAUUUUGUAAAAUAAAAUGAAAUGGUACGUACAGAUCUAAUACUUCUAUGUUUAUAAAAGAAAAAAAAUGACUAAAACAUAUAAAAUAAUUAAAAUUAUAACUAUUCAUAACCAACCAUUAGUAAAUUUUAAGCUAAAUAAUUUAUUUAAAACAUUAUAUGUAUAUAUAUAUCCAGAAAUAUUAAAAUACAAAAUAACAUAUUCAAUUAAAAUUAAAAUAAAUUAAAUGUCAAAAAAUUGUAGGUAAAAUAUUUGUCAAUGUAAAAAAAAAACUUUUACUCAGAAAACUAUUAACAUCUUAGGUAUAACAAAUUUGAAUAUUUCAAACAGGCUCCUCAGCACAUUCAAUUUGAAAGUCAUUCGUUUGGUUAUUGUGUUGUUUGUUCUACUCUAUUCAACACUAUUUAGUUUCAGUUAGUUGUUUCCAAUACCAUCUGAAAUCAAGUUGGCAAUUUGUUUGGGAAGUAAUUUAUUAGUCUGAAAUAACAUUUUUUUAUUUUUAGUUUUUCUUUAUUUAAUGUUUUAUUGGUUUUAAAAAUAUUAUUAUAUUAAAAAAUAUUUUAUAUUUUAAAAUAUCUUCAUUUUAUGAUUUAAUUGCAUUACAGUUAAACCAAAGUCGCUUGACAUUUGAAUAAAUACACAAGAAAUAAAUGCAGUAACAUUACUACUUAAGGAAAUGAUAUUUUACUAUCGAUUAUGCAGAAAAAACAACUUUGUUAUUGAAAUAUAAUGCCUGCUGUCUGUAUAUACAAGUUGGAUAUGAGCUCAAGCAAAAAACAUUUUCAUAGGUUGUCAUGAAGUUAAUGUCCUGCCAUUUUGAUGAGGUGGAAUGACGGUGGACAUUCGUUCCUGGCCAAUGAUAUACGUGUUUGGCUACAAAAACGUGAUUUGUUAGCCUCACCAACCGACUGUUGUGUUUGGCCACCUUAUCUGACAUUCCUAGACAUACAACUGGAUGUGACUUGGCACCGGCUGAAUGUGUCUAGCCACUGAUUGGGACGUGCCUGGUUAAUUGUCUCUCAUGUAGGCUAGAUAUGCGCUGAAAACAUAUUUCAAGGGAUCUUAAUCACUUGUUUCGCUUACGAAAAUGAUUGCAGGAAUCGAGAAAUGCUAGUAUUUUGCCUUUUUU
Molecule: messenger RNA, 3705 nt
Organism: Bacillus rossius redtenbacheri
Lineage: Eukaryota; Metazoa; Arthropoda; Insecta; Phasmatodea; Bacillidae
Product: sodium-dependent nutrient amino acid transporter 1-like
Exons: 13
Coding region: 216-2171 (651 amino acids)
Biological process (GO): sodium ion transmembrane transport
Cellular component (GO): plasma membrane
Molecular function (GO): L-amino acid transmembrane transporter activity
Source: RefSeq, a predicted model, not a curated record